AUGUCGUGGAUCUAUUCUACAUUGUGCGCUGAUCCUGCCGCCCGCCAGCUGGGCUUUCAAUGGCUCAGCGACAGGUUGUACCACACAUCACACUCGGUAAUUCCUCAGCAUCCGUUGGGGGGCCAAGGGGGGGACGCUAUGCAGCUGACAGUGCACACGAAUGCCGACGAGAAUCCCGUUACGAUUGUUGCCAUGGAGUUUCACUUUCAAUUCCACACUGUGUUUGCGUCGUUUGCGAACGUAGUGUCGGCCAUCUUGGCCUUCAGUAACCAAGGCGGUUUUGUGGUGUCUGAUGUGAUUCCGUGCCAGGUUGUCGAGGCUGUGAGUGACACGUUGCAAUACGUGUAUGGGGCCAACCGGCGCAGCGGCGUCACGAUGAGGCGGGUGACCAACUUGUUUCAUAAUCACGACCGGACCCGGGCUGUUCAAACGUAUGCAAAAGUGGCCGACGACGAGUGUUUUCCGCUCCAACAUGGCGAGAUCCGCACGCAUGGCUUUGGAUGGUUCGACCUGGAUCGUUCAUGCAACAGUGGCCAUUGGAUUGUACGGUCACACACAGAUUGUUCUGGUAGGACCGUGGCAGAGCGAGUGGCAGGCAGCAUCACGAAGGUGCGCGGGUCGGUCUUGCAUUACGCGCCCAUCACGAACGAAGGCGUGGUGUCGCUAGAAUGCAUGGGGAGCUUGUUUGGCAUCAACCACCACCAGUUUAGUCGAAGAGAAGACUUGAUUGCACAAGUACGAACCCAAGCGCAGGCAAUGUAUGAGGAUGCGUACCAAGGUUGGAUUCGAGCUCUGCGACAGCAUUUAGACCAUCAAGUGGGUUGA
Messenger RNA from Aphanomyces astaci, 825 nucleotides. RefSeq lists its product as hypothetical. Lineage: Eukaryota; Oomycota; Saprolegniomycetes; Saprolegniales; Verrucalvaceae. The transcript has 2 exons. Bases 1 to 825 code for a protein of 274 amino acids. The record is from RefSeq and is a predicted model, not a curated record.